AUCUUUUCUGGGUUUGCGGGACUCCUUGCCAUCCUCCUGGUUGUCGCAGUUUUCUGCAUCCUGUGGAACUGGAGCAAAUGGAAGAAGCGGCAAGUUCCUUACUUCCAAGUCACCGUCAUGCCCUUGCUGACUCUGCCUCGACCCAGACAAGGAACCAAAAAUAUUUAUGACCUCUUGCCCCGAAGACAAGACGAGCUGGGAAGACAUCCGUCAAGAAGUAUUCGUAUUUUCAGUACCGAGAGCCUCCUCUCCAGAAAUUCUGACAGCCCUCCCUCUGAGCAUGUGCCCUCCCAAGCAGGUGAUGCCCUCCAUGUGCACAGAGCCCAUACUCAUGCCAUGGGGUAUGCAGUGGGCAUCUAUGACAAUGCCAUGGGGCCCCAGAUGUGUGGAAACCUCACUCCCUCAGCGCACUAUGUCAAUGUCAGAGCUUCAAGAGAUUGCCCAAGCACUUCUUCAGAGGAUUCAAGAGAUUAUGUCAAUAUCCCCACAGCAAAGGAGAUUGCUGAGACUUUAGCUUCUACCAACAGCCCUCCUGGGAACCUCUUCAUCCUCCCAAGUACCAAGGUGCUGGAGUUGACUGAAGAAAUAGAUGAGGGCUGUGGGAACGCCAGUGACUGCACCAGUUUGGGGUCUCCAGGAACUGAGAGCAGUGAUCCACUCAACGAUGGGGAAGGGUCUUCUCAGACCUCAAAUGAUUAUGUCAACAUGGCAGUGUUGGAUCUCAAGACCAUCCAAGGGAAGCAGCCCUGGGGAACUUUUCAGUGCUGCAGAGAUUAUGAAAAUGUACCACCAGAUCCCAGUGGAAACCAGCAGCAGGAGGAGAAGGAAGCGACAUCCUCAAACACAGACCAUGUACAGGGCAGGACAGAUGGUCCCGAGACCCACAUCCAACCUGUCAUGCAGUCAGGGAGUUUCCUGGCCUUAAAGGAUUAUGUGACCUAUCAGUCAUCUGCACAGAGUGAGAACAGUCAGAUGAAACAUGGAGAAGAGAUGUCAAAUGAAGACUCUCAUGACUACAAGAAUGUGUGA
Molecule: messenger RNA, 1029 nt
Organism: Eubalaena glacialis (North Atlantic right whale)
Lineage: Eukaryota; Metazoa; Chordata; Mammalia; Artiodactyla; Balaenidae
Gene: LAX1
Product: lymphocyte transmembrane adaptor 1
Exons: 4
Coding region: 118-1029 (303 amino acids)
Biological process (GO): antigen receptor-mediated signaling pathway; intracellular signal transduction; negative regulation of T cell activation
Cellular component (GO): plasma membrane
Source: RefSeq, a predicted model, not a curated record